Molecule: messenger RNA, 567 nt
Organism: Aspergillus costaricaensis CBS 115574
Lineage: Eukaryota; Fungi; Ascomycota; Eurotiomycetes; Eurotiales; Aspergillaceae
Exons: 2
Coding region: 1-567 (188 amino acids)
Source: RefSeq, a predicted model, not a curated record
AUGGCCUCGGUGACAGAGAACUCGGCCAAGUGGACCGCCUUGAUCGAUGCUCCAGUGCACGCCUGGGGUGACGAGAGCUUUGACGACGCUUGCCGGGAUUGUACGAAGCAGGAAGUGGCCAUCUCCUCUGAUAAUGGUCCAAAACUUUCGUUAAUCUCGAUUUUCCUCCCCAAUACUCCUCGGGUAAAUACCCAUGAUCCAUGGGAAUCGGCUCCCCGGGAUCUCAAAUUCCUUGUGCCAAAUGACUGGAGGCUCAAUAGCGCCCAAACCGAGGCAACUAUCCAGUUGCUUACCCACUCUAUCUCUUGUGUUUGGUCCUGGUACGGGCAAAACGCGAACAAUUGCUGCAGUGACUAUGUUUGUUACGCAAAUCCUCUGCGGUGGGUCGGUGGGAUUGGCCAAGCUGGCCAUCCUAGUGCCGACUCGCGCAGUAGACUUGCAAACUUCCUCCACUCGCCGAAGCAGACCCAUGUGAUUCUGUCCCGGGCAGGUAAUGCCCAGUACGUUAUUGGCGACUGGGACUGGCUGGGCAGCAAGGUCUUCAAAAAGGACGCCGCCUCGUUCUAA